CCAAUCCAGCUUUGGGGGCUGCAGUUGCUCCGCAGCUCGCAGGUCACGUGGCCUGGCAGAGCUAGGGGAGCCCUGCGCCGGAGCGAAUGCGGGAGGAGGCGAGCCUUCCGCUACUCCCGGCCCGGCGGGGUUCUGCGAAGGCGCCACCAACGAGACCUGCCAGCCUGAGCUAUAGAGGCGGUGGCCUCGGCAAGCCAGGACGCAGCUGACUGCCUCCACGGGGUAGGUUUCCUGCCCGGCUGGUGUCGCGGAGAAGCGCGCCAGCGAGGGGACGCAACGAGGGAGCGACGGCCAGAGAGGGGAGUGGUGUCCCCGAGGCCUGCGUCCCCCGCCCUGAGCCCCGCAGGCCGGCUCGCCCGCGGCCCCGCCCUCGGUGCGUCUGCUGCACCAGGCGGGUGUGCCUGGCUCUCUGGCGUUUGCGGACCCGGCCGCCUAGUCACCAGGCCGAGGGAUGUAACCCGGGAGCCCCACAUAGCCCGGCCGCGCGAACGGCCCGAGCGCUACCCGCUAAUAGCUGCCCGGGAGUGGGGGCCCCUCCGCCCGUCCUCGGCGGGGCGCGUCCUCCAGCGAAGGUGACCCAAGGAAGGCGUCCCUCCCGCUCCCGGGAACGCCCGCUCCUGGAACCCCACUGCGAUGGACUCGCAGUCUGGGCCUGAAGGUUUGCCUUGAUGACUCGGGCCUGAGAUCCAGGAUGGUUUGUUCUUGGGACCAGACAUGACCAAAAGUUGACCUCAUGACCACGUCAACCUCUCCAGCUGCCAUGCUUCUCCGGAGGCUUCGGCGACUUUCCUGGGGCAGCACCGCUGUGCAGCUCUUCAUUCUAACUGUGGUGACAUUUGGCUUACUGGCCCCUCUGGCCUGCCACCGACUCCUCCACUCAUACUUCUAUCUGCGCCACUGGCAUCUAAACCAGAUGAGUCAAGAUUUCCUGCAGCAGAGCCUGAAGGAGGGCGAGGCUGCCCUUCACUACUUUGAAGAGCUGCCCUCUGCCAAUGGUUCCGUGCCCAUCGUCUGGCAGGCCACUCCCCGCCCCUGGCUGGUGAUCACCAUAAUCACUGUGGAUAGGCAGCCUGGCUUCCAUUAUGUCCUACAGGUAGUGUCCCAGUUCCAUCGGCUUCUGCAGCAGUGCGGCCCUCAGUGUGAGGGGCACCAGCUCUUCCUGUGCAAUGUGGAGCGAAGUGUGAGCCAUUUCGAUGCUAAGCUGCUCUCCAAGUAUGUCCCCGUGGCCAACCGCUACGAGGGCACGGAAGAUGAUUAUGGUGAUGACCCUUCAACUAACUCAUUUGAGAAAGAGAAGCAAGACUAUGUCUAUUGCCUGGAGUCAUCGCUGCAGACCUACAAUCCAGACUAUGUCCUGAUGGUGGAGGAUGACGCUAUUCCAGAAGAACAGAUCUUCCCAGUGCUGGAGCACCUACUGCGUGCCCGCUUCUCUGAGCCACACCUCCAGGAUGCCCUGUAUCUAAAGCUCUACCACCCAGAGCGGCUACAGCACUACAUCAACCCAGAGCCUAUGCGGAUCCUGGAGUGGGUUGGUGUGGGCAUGCUGCUGGGGCCUGUGCUAACCUGGAUAUACAUGAGGUUUGCCUGCCGCCCAGGCUUCAGUUGGCCCGUCAUGCUUUUCUUCUGUCUGUACAGCAUGGGGCUGGUGGAACUGGUGGGCCGACACUACUUCCUGGAACUGCGGCGCCUGAGUCCUUCCCUGUACAGUGUGGUUCCUGCGUCUCAGUGCUGCACCCCAGCUAUGCUCUUCCCUGCCCCCGCUGCCCGCAGGACCCUCACCUACCUGUCCCAGGUGUACUGCCACAAGGGCUUUGGCAAAGACAUGGCUCUGUACUCUCUGCUGAGAGCCAAGGGGGAGAGGGCCUAUGUUGUGGAGCCCAACCUUGUGAAACACAUUGGUCUGUUCUCCAGCCUGCGGUACAAUUUCCAUCCCAGCCUACUCUAGGAGUGCCAAGACAUGCUUUUCUGCAAUAGCUCUUUCCGAGAGAGGCACACACUGAACUCUUUACUUAGAUGUGGUUGCUUGAAGAGAUUUCGUUGUUCAAUGUUGCUAGGUGUAAAGGCUCUGGGACAGUGGAGGAAUGCACCCGAGUGACAAGCCUGGUAAUCCUCCUGCAGAAGCAGUUUGCCACAGGUCUGGAUCUCUGUCCCUCUACACAGCCACACUGCUUCAUGCCGUCCGUCUCGCUCAGUGAGGAUGAUUGCCAGUGACCGUUAUCUUCUCCAUCGUCUGCAAGUUCUGCCCCGUGACAGAGCCCAUGACUGCCAAAACACCUUGUGCACUGUGGUGUGAGCCUUGAACUAGGGUUUUAAAGGUAGAGUGUGGUGAGCAGUCAGAUGCUUUGGAACGAAUUCCUUUCUUGAGGUCUAAGAAUGGAUGUGUGCGUAGAUUGUAUAUCCAGAGCAGGCAGGGCUGGGUGGCCAUAUUCUAUUUGUUUUCCUUGACCUGGUGUAAUAAAAAUGUCAAAGUCA
Messenger RNA from Rattus norvegicus (Norway rat), 2472 nucleotides. The record is from RefSeq and is a predicted model, not a curated record. NCBI's taxonomy places the organism in Eukaryota, Metazoa, Chordata, Mammalia, Rodentia, Muridae.